Messenger RNA from Lutra lutra (Eurasian river otter), 1630 nucleotides. RefSeq names its product purinergic receptor P2X 1 (gene P2RX1). The transcript is spliced from 12 exons. The record is from RefSeq and is a predicted model, not a curated record. Gene Ontology annotation, biological process: monoatomic cation transmembrane transport; response to ATP. Gene Ontology annotation, cellular component: nuclear inner membrane; plasma membrane. Gene Ontology annotation, molecular function: purinergic nucleotide receptor activity; ATP binding; extracellularly ATP-gated monoatomic cation channel activity. NCBI's taxonomy places the organism in Eukaryota, Metazoa, Chordata, Mammalia, Carnivora, Mustelidae. Bases 9 to 1208 code for a protein of 399 amino acids.
GGCCCACCAUGGCACAGCGGCUCCAGGAUGAACUGGCUGCUUUUUUCUUUGAGUAUGACACUCCCCGAAUGGUGCUCGUGCGCAACAAGAAGGUGGGCGUCGUCUUCCGCCUGAUCCAGCUCGUGGUUCUGGUCUACGUUGUUGGGUGGGUGUUUGUCUACGAGAAGGGCUAUCAGACCUCAAGUGGCCUCAUCAGCAGCGUGUCUGUGAAACUCAAGGGUCUGGCUGUGACACAGCUCCCUGGCCUGGGCCCCCAGGUCUGGGAUGUAGCUGACUACGUCUUCCCCGCCCAGGGGGACAGCUCCUUCGUGAUCAUGACCAAUUUCAUUGCGACCCCCCACCAGGCUCAAGGCUACUGUGCAGAGCACCCAGAAGGGGGUACAUGCACAGAUGACAGUGGCUGCACUCCAGGGAAGGCAGAAAGGAAGGCCCAAGGCAUACGCACAGGCAAGUGUGUGGCCUUCAAUGACACUGUGCAGACAUGUGAGAUCUUUGGCUGGUGUCCUGUGGAGGUGGAUGACAACAUCCCACGCCCUGCCCUUCUCCAAGAGGCCGAGAACUUCACACUCUUCAUCAAGAACAGUAUCAGCUUUCCACGCUUCAAGGUCAACAGGCGCAACCUGGUGGAAGAGGUGGAUGCGGCCUACAUGAAGACAUGCCUCUAUCACAAGAUCUCGCACCCACUGUGCCCCGUGUUCAAGCUCGGCUAUGUGGUACAGGAGUCAGGACAGAAUUUUAGCACCCUGGCUGAGAAGGGCGGGGUGGUCGGCAUCACCAUUGACUGGAACUGUGACCUGGACUGGCAUGUGCACCACUGCAAACCCAUCUACGAGUUCCAUGGACUGUAUGAGGACAAAAACCUGUCUCCAGGCUUCAAUUUUAGGUUUGCCAGGCACUUUGUGGAGAACGGGACUAACCACCGCCACCUCUUCAAGGUGUUUGGGAUUCGCUUUGACAUUCUUGUGGAUGGCAAGGCUGGAAAGUUUGACAUCAUCCCUACAAUGACAACCAUUGGCUCUGGGAUUGGAAUCUUUGGGGUGGCCACGGUUCUCUGUGACCUGUUGCUGCUCCACAUCCUGCCCAAAAGGCACUACUACAAGCAGAAGAAGUUCAAGUAUGCAGAGCACAUGGGGUCAGGGGCGGGCGAGCGUGACCCCGCAGCCACCAGCUCCACCCUGAGCCUGCAGGAGAAUAUGAAGACAUCCUGACCCUCACCCCCUGACUCCUGACUGGACACAGCAUGAGGCUUCAGGCAGGGGCCCUGGAGGGGUCCCAACCAGGACAGAAUGGUCUCUGCAGGAGCUCUCCAACCUCUUAGCCAGGCAGACACUAGGGUCUUAUCAGCUCAGUGGGGACACUGGGAGGGACCUGUUCAAGUCUGGGCUCUGGCCCCAACUCCACAAGCCCCAAGGGAGCUUUGCUCCAGCCUCAGCCACUCCUAGUCUAGAGAGCCUGGGGUUGGGCCGGGCUCCUCUCACACUCCUCUAUCAGAGCUGUGUGCUUCUCGCUCUGGGCCCUCAAGCACUGCACUGCCUCGUGUCUCUAGAUUCAUGCUUUCCCAUAUGGCAGACACUAGUCACAAUGAGAUGACCAUUUAAAUUUAUAUUAAUUUAAACUGAAUAAAAUAAAA